GUUUACAGAACAACCACAACACCAGUUUCUCGACAAAGAAGUAGUGAAAUCACGACAAAUAGUAAAAACAAAAGCAAGGUAAAUAUUCACAACAGAAUCAGCGUUCUCAAAUAGCAACAUCAAAAUGGAAGCAAGAGCGUUUACUGAACAUAGCCGAGAAGCAAAUGCUUCCGAUUAGCUGUUAAAGUGACAUUAUCGGCAAACAGAUGUGGAGAAAUGGCAAACAACACUGUUGUCAGCAAGAAGCAAUCUUUACAACAACUCCGACAGAACUCGAAACUCCUGCUCUCAGAACAAGAACAGCAAUACCUUUAUCAUGCUUUGAAAGAAUACAAGACUUACAAGUCGAUAGAAAAAUUGGUUAGAUCACUUUUAACUUGUCUAAACACAACAGGGAAGUUAAAGAUUUUGAAAGAUGUCAGAAGCUUGGUACUGCCCAACCAGUUGCCGAAAUAUGAUACACUGAUUCGUAAUGCUAUUGCAGCGAAGACUUUAACUCCCCAAAUUGAUAGACAGAAGAUAAACGGAAAGGUAUCUGCACAAGGGAAAUACCGCAUAGUUACCUUAUUAAAUGACAAAACAGAUCUUGGUUUUUAUAUUUGCGGCGGAAAAGACAGUGGUACAGGGGUAUUUGUAUCCAAAGUGGUGCAGCAUUCACCAGCAUGGAAUGCAGGAUUAUUGGAAAAUGAUCAUCUUGUUGAAGUCAAUGGAAUUUCACUGCAAAACAUCCCACUUCAGUCUGCAGCAGAUUUGCUAGCUUCCCUGAAUAAACUGAAAUUGGUAGUAAAAGAGGAAACAAGUGCAAUUUUACCUAGUUCUCUUGAAAUCAACCCUUGGGAAGCCAAAGACACUAGGAAGAUGAACACAUCAAAUGGAUCUGUCAAUCUCAAUCAUUUGAAAGACUUUUCACCUGCUGAACCAGGAUUUUCUUCAUUACAGUCUUCUAUAAGUGAGCCGACAGGAAGCAUUGCCAGCCAGACUCAAAAUGUCCCCACUCAGAGUGAUCAAGAGUCUGUGCAUUCUGUUCAAAUAAAAAAGGGUACAAGUAUGGCAAUUCUUGACAGUGAUGCCAAGGAAAGAAGAUUAAAUCUAAGAAUUGAGUCUAACAAAGAAGGAUUUAUAGGGUUCAACAUUAGAGGUGGCUUGGAAUAUGGACUGGGGAUCUAUGUGUCAAGAGUUGAUGAGGGCUCUAUUGCUGAAAAAUCUGGAAUCAAAGUUGGUGAUCAGAUCUUGGAUGCCAAUGGGAAGAGUUUUGAAAAUAUCCUUCAUGAAGAUGCUGUUGAAUUUUUCAAAUCAAACAAAGAUGUUCUUUUAACAGUAAAGGCUGUUGGAAAAAUACCUGCAGAAAAGUGUUUUAUUGAAGAAUACAGCUGGCUAGCACCUGAUGGGUCCAUCAUUACAGAAGAAAGAAGGACAGAUUAUAUGUCCAGCUCAAUGCCAUCGCCGAUGUUAAGGGACAACAUGAGGGACAUGCGUGACUUUGGUACUGAUCCUAUGAAAUUCCCUGCAAAUGAAACUAUAAACCUGCCUAUAGAGACACUAAGCGUAUCUGCAACAGCUGAAAUCGGAACUGAUCCUAUCUUUUUACAUUCAAAUGGCAGUGUCGGUAACAAAGAGAUGAACGCUAUGAAAUUCAGUGAGAUUAUAAUCACAAGCGAGGAAAAUUUGAAAGAUGAGCUCGAUCAUAGGAGGUCUCCAAGUGCUACGAGUCUAGUUUCUAAGAAAUCAACCGACAGUGGAAAAUCGGACCGACUCGCCAAAUCAUCAGUGCACAGUGGAGAAAUGUCCGACUCAGAUCGGUCCAAGGGAGAGGGUACGAGUCAUCUGAUGCCGAAUUCUAAGGCUAAGAGAUCGAAGUCUUUCCUUCAAAAGCAAGGAGACAAAAUAAAAGCAAAGUUUACAUUAAGGUCGAAGAAAAAAGCAGCGAAAAAGAAUAUAUUUGAUGACGAUCCAUUUCAAAAGACAAAGAGUGGUGCUCGUGAAUAUUUACAGGCAAUCGAGGAGAGAGCAAAAAGUGUAUUAAAUGUCAAUGACUAUAAAGAGCUAAUGAAGAGAAUAAAAGAUUACUUAGAAAAGGGUGAUAUUGAAUUGUUUAUGACUAACGUGCUGGAGAUUCUGGACACAACAGAAAAAUCUCUACUGUUGAAGGACAUAAGGACCGUUGUUUUUCCAUACGAUAUCGGAAGAUAUGAUGCACGUGUUUCAAAAAGAGAAAUUGAAAAUGCCAUUUCUAACGGAGGAGAUAUUGUCGCCUCACCUAUCCUUGAUGGCGAAAUAACAGAGGUGCCACCAAAGCGGACCCUUGUCACUGCCGUGCAAGGUAAAGGUGGAAAAUUCCGACUUCGCUCAAAACAAGAAGCGGAAGAAUUCGAGAAAGAAAAAGAAGAACACACGAAAAAAAUAUCAAAGAAAUAUGCAAAGCAGCGAUCGAUUUUAGAGCGAGAUAUCACGAUCCAGCGCUACAAAUCAUUCAGCAAUGUACCCCGACCUUCUCCAGAGUACACCCAGUCUUGGGAUUAUGAGAAAGACGACACGAUCGGAAAAGACUUAGACUAUAUUCCAACAAAGGACAGUCCAAGUAAUCUUGAGGAAUUAUACGCAAAAGUCGAUAAGAGUUCUCGAAAAAGUUUGAAUGACGUUGUAUUUAGCAAACAAUCCGAGGAUUCGGUGGACCAUGCAAAUGAGCAUCAAAGGGGGCUGGAGCGCACUAUGUCUGAUAUUGUAGAGGAUCAAGAAUAUGCAGUUCUAAAUCUAAAUGGGAAAAAGAUGAUGGAUGAGAAUGACAAUCAAACGGCGACUGCCAAUGAUGAUGAUGAUGAUGAUGACUAUACGCGAAUAUCACCGAUCCUUGACAGGAAAAGAGAAAUACAAGAAAUAAGAGUCGCUGUACCAAAGCUUGGGAAAACUCUAGGAAUUAGCAUUUCUGGUGGAAGAGGAUCCACGCAGCAGCCAGAAGUGCGAAUAGAACGUAUCUAUCCAGGUGGUGCAGUGGAGGAGGUUGGCGUACUUAAGGCUGGUUACCAAAUUAUUUCAGUUGAUGGUCAUCCACUUCUCGAUGCGACUCAUAAUGAGGCUGUAGACCUGAUAAGGAGGUCUUUCAGUGAUAAAUCGACUGCAACGAUGGAGCUCGUUGCCGUGAAAUCGUAGUUGAUUUAUGUCAUUUUUCAUCUGAAUUCAUCGUAACUAAGGGUUUUGAUCUAAUUUAUUUUUGUUUUCAUUGUAUGUACAAUUUUUACCUAAGGGCCAUUUUAUAAAUUAAAGAGCAGUAUCUCUACUUACCUUUUAUGUGGCAGUUUUUUUCAAAUUUAAUCGGCUCGUGUUUUUUAGAACUAAUCACUUUUAUUGGAAACACACUAUUCGAAAACUCGACAUGGUUGCAAACUGAUAAAAACUGAUGCUGGCUGCCUAGAAAAUAAAGAAAAUGAUUUUAAAAGGCUGUAUUCAUCUUUUGAACCGUUUUUGAUUCAGGAAGUUAUAGAAACAAGUUAACUAAGGCUAACAGCUCUCUCAAAUUUGGCAUUGAUGAGAAGAGUAACGGUUUACUAUAUGGAAUGCAGUAGGAUUGCGACGUAGAACGUUGUGUGAUGAUAUUUGAGGUGUUUGUGUUCAAACAGCUAAUAGCAGUAAUAAAGAUGAGAUCUCAAUGUUUUAAGUCAAAAAAUGCAAAAACAUCUGUCAUUGACAGGAGGCAGAAUAUCCUGUUUCUUGUAGAAAAGAUUUUGUUAUGCCAGAAAUUGAAAUUAAAUGCCGUGGGAAAUUAAACACUGGAACGAUUACUGGCAUACUGACGUUUUUUAUAAGCCAGCUUUUGCCAAAAUACCAGAAUCACUCAUACAGGUGUCACAGAGACAUUGAAAAAUACUUAAGUGAACAUGAAAUUGGGUUGUAUUUUCAGACCACCAUAAACUGAUGAAAGUAAAAUUCAUUGUGCCAAUUUCUCGUUUUGCAAAAUUACAAUGCUGAUAUCAUUGCAUUACUAAAAAUUACCUUAAUGUAUUGGGUUUCAAAAGGCUCACUAUGGAGGGUAGAUAGAUCACCCAGUCAUUUUAAGAUGGAUCAUUUGCAUACUGUUUUUGUUUGUUUACAGCUAAGAAUACUGUAUUCAAUUCUCCUAUACUCAUUAAGAUAUUACUUUUACAUUAAGUAUCUAAUCCAAGUUAAUCUGUAGAGAUGUAGAGUAUACCAUGUAAAGAAAAGGGUAGUUGAAACGAAGGUGAUUCUCAACCAGAUGAUUUUAGAUUUAUUUUAUGUACCGUAUGCUUAUAAUGAAUAAAUGAGUGAAAAGUAAAGUAUAUACACACGUGACGUAUCUGUAGACUGGCUUCAAAGGUGACACGAUUUUCUAUUAGCUUCGUCUUUUUGGUUUCCUUCUAAUUGUGCUUAAUACCCUUUAAUUCCAAAUACACUUUUUAUGAUAGAUAUUUCGAGUAGCUUAUAUUAGCUUAAGAAGUUGAGAUCUCAAAGGUCGUGUUUCCAAGGACCAGGUUUCUAUAUAGUUAUUUUUAUGGUAAGGAUAGCAGAGGCGGAAAUUUGGCUGACAUAGAAAUACGCCAAGCACUACAUGAAGUCUUCUUUAUUGAUGCUUAAUGCUCUUAAUUUUGCCCCCCCCCCCAAGAAGAACUGUCUCGGGAGACUUGUUCCUGUCUACGUAUCCCUUCUUGUUGGCAAAUCCCUUCUUGUUGGCAAAUCCCCCUCCCUCCCCCCGAUGCCAACAAUUCCCCCAAUGUUCCCACUUCCCCUAAUUGAAGGCAAACCGUUAACAAUAUAUCUUUUUAAGCAGCAACUUCAAGCUUAAUGCCGAUCAGAAAUUAUCAUUUCUUGUAACUCUUUGGUGUAAUGAGACAAGUUUUUAUACCAAGAUGUAUAUUACUUAUUUA
Molecule: messenger RNA, 4877 nt
Organism: Rhopilema esculentum
Lineage: Eukaryota; Metazoa; Cnidaria; Scyphozoa; Rhizostomeae; Rhizostomatidae
Product: PDZ domain-containing protein 7
Cellular component (GO): plasma membrane
Molecular function (GO): protein binding
Source: RefSeq, a predicted model, not a curated record